AUGACUCUGGCAAGGCCGCUCCGGUCCGUCAUAUUCCGUGUUCGUCAAACAGCAGAGAGGUCAGAUCGUCGGUCCGAUCAAGUCCGCGUUAUGGCUGUCUCAAGAACUAAACCAGUCUCUCACAUCUGGCAAGUCCACGACGUUGGUCACCGUUGUUUUGGCGAAAGCUACGUUCAGGAGAUGAAUGAAAGAGCACCACAGCUUCCAAAAGACAUUGAAUGGUAUUUUAUUGAGCAUUUGCGGAGCAAUAAGAUGAAACAGCUCCUGGCUACAGUCCUCAAUCUGGCCAUGGUUGAAGGUGUAAAUAAUGAGAAGAAAGCAUUUGAAGCGGCUAAACAGCUUCAAUCAAUUGCAGACAACUCGAUUCCCCUCAUGAAUGGACUUGCAGUCCCUGUUUUUGCCUUGAGUUAUGCGUUUAUGUUUGUACUAUGGGCUCGGGUUGCUGCCAUUCCUUACCAGUACAGGGCCAAGAUGAAGAACGAGGCGGAGUAG
Messenger RNA from Vitis vinifera (wine grape), 492 nucleotides. RefSeq lists its product as uncharacterized. The transcript has 2 exons. Gene Ontology annotation, cellular component: intracellular anatomical structure. The record is from RefSeq and is a predicted model, not a curated record. The coding region runs from base 1 to 492 and encodes 163 amino acids. Lineage: Eukaryota; Viridiplantae; Streptophyta; Magnoliopsida; Vitales; Vitaceae. Gene Ontology annotation, molecular function: pyridoxal phosphate binding.